Messenger RNA from Rhododendron vialii, 468 nucleotides. Its product is annotated as RING-H2 finger protein ATL66-like. Bases 1 to 468 code for a protein of 155 amino acids. Gene Ontology annotation, biological process: protein ubiquitination. The record is from RefSeq and is a predicted model, not a curated record. Lineage: Eukaryota; Viridiplantae; Streptophyta; Magnoliopsida; Ericales; Ericaceae. Gene Ontology annotation, molecular function: 2 iron, 2 sulfur cluster binding; transferase activity. The transcript has a single exon.
AUGGGUCUCUCGGAUCCCCACCCCUUCAAUUUCGUGGACCUCAACAAACACAGCAACUUGCAAAUUGACAGCAGAACUCUCCUCCUGGGAGCCGUCUUCAUGUUAUUACUCCUCAUCUCCACACUUUCCUUGGUCUACUUCCUCUACACGUGCAUCCGCCGCAGCCAAUCAUCCGCCAGUACUCUGAGCCCCAGCCCACCGGCGAGUACUGGGCUCGACAAGGCCACCAUCAACUGCCUGCCCAUCGUCCAAUACGGGUCGAGCCUUAGCGCUGACAGUACGUGCCGAGUCGGGGAGUGCUCUAUAUGCCUUGCCAUGUUCCAAGUUGGAGACAAGGUGAAGGUUUUGCCACUGUGCUACCACGGGUUUCAUUCCGAGUGCGUCGACGAGUGGCUCCGGUCGAGGCCGAGUUGUCCUCUGUGCAGAGCGUGUGUUGUCCGAGUUGACUCGCUUGCUCAGUCUGUCUGA